UCAAAACACGUGUGUUAUUAAAAGCGAUAGAAUAUUCUCAUGUGCCUUUUUAGCUGAUAGAAUAUUAAGAUAUUUUAUAGAACACUAAUGAGCUUCUGAUAGUUGUGAACUAAGGAUUGGCUUGUAUCAUUGUUUUAUGUGAUUAUUGAGUGAUUGUAAUAUAACGCUAUGGGUUCGAAAAGAAAAUCUACUGUGAAGAAAAACAAACGGUUAAAGAAAUUGAAAAAAACUGUUUAUGAAGAACCUGAAGAAUUGAAAAGAGCUCCACAUUCUUUUGUUAUUCAUAGAGGUCAAAUUGGUAAAAGUCUUUUGCAGUUGGUUAAGGAUUUUCGGAAAGUAAUGGAACCAUUUACUGCCUCUUCAUUGCAAGUGUACAAAAAAAAUACAAUUAAAGAUUUUGUAGCCCUGGCUGGUCCUAUGCAUGUGUCACAUUUGUGUGUGUUCACUAGUUCAGAGACUGGGAUUAACUUUCGAAUCGCUAGAUUACCUCAAGGUCCAACGAUGACAUUUAAACUACACAAUUAUGCACUUAGUAAAGAUGUUGUGUCAUCUCUACGAAAGCAAAUGGUCAAUCCAAAAUUGUUCCGUCACGCUCCUUUAAUUGUUAUGAAUAAUUUUACUGGUGAAGGAUUGCAUAUUAGCUUAAUGGCUACCAUGUUUCAAAACAUGUUUCCCACCAUUAAUAUCACAAAAGUAAAUUUGAAUGAUAUUAAAAGAUGUGUUCUAAUGAAUUAUAAUCCUGAAACAAAAAUGAUAGAAUUUAGACAUUAUGCUAUUAAAACCGUUCCAGUGGGCCUGUCAAAAGGCGUGAAAAAAAUUGUUCAGAGUAAAGUACCCGAUUUAUCAAAUUUCAAUGAUAUUGAUGAAUUUUUAUUAAAACCAGAACUUUUAUCUGAUAGUGAGGUUGAAGAAAAUCCAAGUUCCAAUGUUAUUGUUCCUCAAAAAUUAGUAAGCCGAGGUAACAUAGUAGGAACUCAAUCCUCCAUACGAUUAAGUGAACUAGGUCCAAGACUAACAUUGCAGUUGAUCAAAGUGGAAGAAGGACUUAUGACUGGUGAUGUGAUGUUCCAUGAAUUUGUUAAAAAACCAGAUGAAGCACAAGAAAAAAUACCAGAGACAUUAGAUGAUGAUGCCCAAGAAAAGAUUAAAAUCGAAAAUCCGGAAAAAAAAAAUAAAAAACAAUAAUCAAUGCCUUAAAUUCUUAAGGCUUGUCUAUUUGUAUAAAAUAUGUAAUAAUUUAUGUAUUAUGUUUUUAGUUUCUAAUAAAAUAAAUAUUUUUCUUUUGA
This is a messenger RNA of Sipha flava (yellow sugarcane aphid), 1286 nucleotides long. It is a transcript of the gene ppan, whose product is annotated as protein Peter pan. Gene Ontology annotation, biological process: ribosomal large subunit assembly; rRNA processing. The coding region runs from base 169 to 1185 and encodes 338 amino acids. Lineage: Eukaryota; Metazoa; Arthropoda; Insecta; Hemiptera; Aphididae. Gene Ontology annotation, molecular function: rRNA binding. The record is from RefSeq and is a predicted model, not a curated record. The transcript has 6 exons. Gene Ontology annotation, cellular component: preribosome, large subunit precursor.